Guyanagaster necrorhizus is the source of this 726-nucleotide messenger RNA. RefSeq lists its product as uncharacterized. The coding region runs from base 1 to 726 and encodes 241 amino acids. The transcript has 6 exons. Lineage: Eukaryota; Fungi; Basidiomycota; Agaricomycetes; Agaricales; Physalacriaceae. The record is from RefSeq and is a predicted model, not a curated record.
AUGUCUUCCGUCCUGCCUCUAACGCGCUCGAACAGCUACGCCUCCUUCGUUACAGCAGUCAUGGAUGACUCCCUGAAGCCCGGCAUAUAUAGGAUCCAACUCGCAGAUCCUAACCCAGAAAAAAGCGAUAUCCACAUCGACCUCUCAGGGCAGGACUUGAGAACAAUCAUUGGCUUCUCUAGUCAUGACGGCGAUAAUCAACGGUGGGAAUUUGCGACUUUGGGGGCGGGAUACUCUAUUCGGAGUGUCUACAACGGAUCAUACUUGUCCAUCGAUUUCAAAGCUCUGCAUGACCUUCGACCACACGUCGUCGCUUCCUCGUUUCCUGUCAGCUGGGACGUUAAGCUGUACGAUGCAGACAAUGGAGUAUACAGAAUCCGGUGGCCCAAUAGCGAAUAUGUGUUUAGCAUGGACAUCACAGCCGGCGAUCUCCCUCCUGUCUUCCUUUCCAAGCAGCGUUCAAAUGCAGAUUCCUCGCAGCUGUGGUUCUUCCGUGAAUGUGAAGGUGUUCCGUUGGCAGCCCAGUCGGCAGCAGACACGGUGGUGAAAAUCGUCCUUCCCUCGUUUUUCCUGGCCAUUCAGCGACGCGACCUCGCCGACUGCAAAGUUGACCACCGAUGUUACGAUGAGGUGCCUACGGUUUAUUGCUGUGCCCAACAGAUUCGCAGCAGGAACACGAGAACACGAGUAAACCACGAGGUGUCGUACAGCAUCGAUAUGGACUAG